This is a messenger RNA of Camelina sativa (false flax), 560 nucleotides long. Its product is annotated as putative small nuclear ribonucleoprotein G. NCBI's taxonomy places the organism in Eukaryota, Viridiplantae, Streptophyta, Magnoliopsida, Brassicales, Brassicaceae. The record is from RefSeq and is a predicted model, not a curated record. Gene Ontology annotation, cellular component: P granule; SMN-Sm protein complex; U2-type prespliceosome. Gene Ontology annotation, molecular function: RNA binding. Gene Ontology annotation, biological process: spliceosomal snRNP assembly; mRNA splicing, via spliceosome.
CUUAAAAUCAAAACUGUAGGGUUUCAGUGCGAACUCUUUCUUCUUCAAGCCGAGAACGAAAAACCCUAACCUCUCAAUUCAGAUUCUGCAACCAUGAGUCGGUCAGGCCAGCCUCCGGAUCUCAAGAAGUAUAUGGAUAAGAAGCUCCAAAUCAAGCUUAAUGCUAACAGAAUGGUGACUGGAACACUUCGUGGGUUUGACCAGUUCAUGAAUCUUGUUGUGGAUAACACUGUUGAGGUGAACGGUAAUGACAAAACCGACAUUGGGAUGGUGGUGAUUAGAGGAAACAGCAUUGUCACUGUUGAAGCUCUUGAACCAGUGGGCAGAUCUUCUUAGCUCGGUGUAUGCAUUGGUAAUCAUCUUUUUUGUGUUCUAAGCACUAGCUUUGAGAAAAUUUGGUGGUAGAUUCGCAGUUACUAUGAACUGAUUCUGUAAGAAGUCUACAUGAAUACUCUUUCUUGUACUAAAAAGAUUGCAAUGAUCCCCACCGAUGUGAUGACUUGUGCUUUUACUCUGGAUAACAAUGCUUAAACCUCUAAUAUCAUCUCUUAAGCUUGGUA